GGACGGCGUCCGAAUAAUUCAGUCGUUUUCGUCAUUCGCUAGCGCGCGGACGCACCGGAGACGCGUGAGUUUUAGUUGGCAUUGCGGAUUAGAUCAGUGUUUUGCUGCUGCUGCUGCUGCUGCUGCUGCUUCUGUUACUGGUGCUUCUGUCCGGGUGUGCAGUACACAGUGCGGUUCAGUGAACAGAGUAAGCAUUAGUGUGUGUUUUGUGCAUAGAUGAAGUAAAAAACAGCUCUUGCAACGGUAUUGCGAACAAAAUUGAAGCAAACGAACUGCGACCGGGACAGGCGUAAUGCCGACGACAGGAACGGGUUCGUCGUCUAUCGCCCGGUGACAUCGUUUGAAUGCGACCACGUUUUGCUUGCUACGAGCAAACAUCAACAGCAGCUACAACAACAAAAAGAGAGAUAAAAACAGAUAGAGUCGUAGAUAGUGAGUAAAUUAAAAUCAUAAUUACCACCCAUCCGUCCCGAUGUCUCAACGGUGAGAUUUGCCAGCGAAAGGUAAGCAGAGGAGCGCCAAGUUGGCAAUCUGGAAAUGUGAUCACCCAUAGGCCUAACGGGAAUUGGGCAGUUGUUAAGACCAUUUGCCGUGUGUCUUAGAGAACGCUGCGUGCCGCUUUUUGUUUCGUGCAGAUAUUGUGGGCCUAAUCGUAGAAAUCGUACCCAUCACGACCCCAUAACCGGACGCAAACGUCGUACAGUAAUAUCCGGAACACGCUCGCUCCGGCUACUGCACCGUACCUGACCUUGAUCCCGCGUACCGAGUCCAGGGUGGUCAGUGUGCGAAAGUGGUUUGACCGUGCGGAAAACAUAAACAAGGGCAGCUAGCAAAAAACAUUAAAAAAUUUCAAAAAUCUUUUCCCCCAACCGACCCGGUUUUUGGCAUAAAAGGUCACCCACCUCCAAAAAAAGAAAGACUUUCGUGGACAGUUUUCACGUGUGCGUGUGAGCAGUGCCGAAGCAAGAUUAAUGGGACUGGAACCGUUUUCAGGCACGCAGCAGGGGAGGAACCGUUUCGAAUUGCCGAAAGGAAGCAAUUAAAAGAGUCUUUUGUAGUAAGCCAAGGGCCCUACCAGCCCGUGUCCCGAAAGUUCGCGACUUUUGCGCGUGCCCGUACGACUAAGUUGUGAAAUCGCAAGGAAACCAGCAAAACAGAACUAUCUAAAAUAGCACAACAACACACAACGCCGAGCGGCGGCCGUCUAGCCUCCAGCACAGCCUCCUUGGGAUCCCACUGUGGGCAUCAACGGACAGGGAGAGGUUGUCUAUGUGAGCAGGUGUGUGCAGGUGGCCCGGGAGCGCAGUGCCUGCCGACUGGUUGAUCCAUUUUUGGCCUACCUCAUUAUCAUCAUCGAAGCGCAGCAGAAGAAUCGAGCACAAUUGGGCAAUGACGGAAAUGGAAAGGAAAGUGGCAGUCAUCGUCGGCUAUCAGCUGCGAUUGUUGCUGCUAGCGGUGACUUUCGCUACAGCCAUCCAGAUCGAUAAUCGGCUCGUACAGCCACAGCACGAUUGUUUCGAGCGGAUAGCGCUCGGUGCGAUGCUGCCGUUCGAGAAAACGUUCCGCAACUCGGACACCAACUCGCUGAAGAUCUGCGAAACGCUCUGCCUCAACGACAAGGAAUGUCAAACGUUCGCUUUCGGCAUUUCCGGCCGGGGCAAUGGUACGUGCCAGCUGUCGGCGAACACAAUUGACGCGACGAAAUCGCGCCCGGUCGGUACCAUCUUCGAUCCGGACUUUGAUCUGUACGCGCGCAAGUACAACUGUUUUUUAGAUGGACCCACCAACCCGCCGCCCAAACCAGGAGGCCUGGGUAUCUUCCCCAAUGGUGAACUCCAGCCCGGCGGUGGUCCGCAGCGACAGCCUCCACCACCACCAUCUGCACCACAACCACCGAGCGGUGGAGGUUUUCCUCCGCCAGGCAUCAUUGAACGUCCUGGUCCACCGGUGUUCGGUCCACCCGUAUCAUCCGCCGGCAUCGACGCCCCAACCACUGCGAACGGUGGGUUUGUAGACACCUCACGACCUACCAGCGAGUACGGUACAACCGCACCGGGUACGACCGGAUACGGCCAAACGAACGGUGAAACACUGCCCGAAACAACGGCACCGGCCGAAGAGUUCUACACCACGAAAGAUCACUCGAACCCGUCCAGCGGAGGUGGUGGUGGCAAUGGAGGUAACCCAUACCUUCCAACAAGUACAGCCGCCGGCCCACAGUACAGUCUGGUGACUGGGGAACGACUACCACCAACCCAGCCCGGUGCAACAAUGCCCGAUCGUGAAGGGGCCACCAAGUACCCGCCAGACUAUCGGCCCACGUACGGUGGUGGUAGUGGUCCCUCGAAACCCGCCAACUAUCCUUACCAAUUCCCAAUGCUGUACGAAACGCACUACCCACUGCCGAACGAUAAGAAUGGCUAUCCGGAGAUUUACGCCCAGAAUGUGCCAACGCUGGACAACAAUUAUUUGCGGCCAGAGUACGGUGGUACAAGCUUUGGGACGAGACCUUCGGCUCCGGCCGGAAGUACACCGCCGGCAGGACCGUCCGGUGGCUCUGGAUAUGGUGGAGUUGUGCAAAGGCCAAGCACUGGUGGAGGUGAUGCUGGUGGUAGUGAUUACAACAACAAUGGUGCUCACAAUCCUUCGGGCCAUCGUCCAUCGAAUGGCUAUGGAAAUGAUGGAGGGCAAAUACAUCGACCAUCCUCACCGGGAACUAGCGGGUACGGUGGGCAACCGGUACGACCCUCGGCACAAGGACCUAGUUCCGGCCCAUCGGGGUACGGUGUGGUACGUCCGGCUCCAGCCCCUCCAGUAGCUCAGUCUGGUCCAUCAGCAGGGGCAGGAUACAACGUGCACGAGGAUAAGCUCGAUCUACAUCCACUCACCAUUUCCAAACGCCCGUGCUAUCGUCGGGUGUUGGCCGGCAAACGGGUCGCCCCGCACUGGGUAAGGCGGACGCUGAUCUGCGAGCGAGUGGAGGACUGUCAGCGCGAAUGCGGUGACGAGAGGCGCUUCUCGUGCGAAGGCUUCAACUAUCGGCUGGAUCCUACCGGCCGUGGACAGGGCGAUUGUGAGCUGAUCGAUCAACCGCUUUCUCAGAUCGAUCUGUACUCCAGCCCGCAUCAGCGUGACUCCAACCUAAUUCGGGAUGCCGACUACGACUACUACGAGCGCGAUCGUAGUGCCAGCUCUAACUGUCGGCCGAGCUGUAAGGAUUGUAUGCUGAAACCGUUCCGACCGACGUUGGAGUUUGUACGACCCACGACGUACCGGCCGCAUCAUCCAGAAAGCUACAAACCCUACCCAUCCGAGCAUCAUGCGUACGAGGAGGACCACCGGUACAAACCGUCCGUCAUCACAGCGCUCGACAAGUACCGACCACCGAUGUACCCAAGCAGACCGGAGUUUGAGCGUUACAGUCCAUCUUCCAGUUACUAUCCUCCGCCACCACCGCUACCACCGCCAGCAUCAGCCCCGCUCGACUCCUACCGACCAGCCCCACCGCCCUACAAACCACCAUCGUACGGUGGCAGUGACAUCGAUCGCUACGGUACAUUAGAUCAUGGUUUCUUCAAACCGUACGAAACGCGCCCCGACUACCCGAGACCACUUCACCAUGAAGACAUCCGCCCGGCGCAUCGUCCACGCCAUCCGUACGAAGAUCGUGAUCCACCAGCAGGACACCCGGCACCACCAGGCCCACCAUCGCACGUAGCUACCGUGCAACAGUAUGGCAGCAAACCGAGCACCUUUAUACCGUACCUGAUCGGGCAGAACAUACACAAAAACGGUGGCAUUUACGGUGGCUCGUACGGGCCGUCGUUUAACGUCGACUCGUACAAAUCCAUCUCGGACUACUGGGGCCUACGGAAUGAAAUCAAACGCUACGACAGCCCAUCGUUCAACUACUUCGAGCUGCGCAACGAUCAUCACUUUGAUGACAAUAAUGUCUGGAGCUACGGUGGCAGCAAGUAUGGCUACGAGGAAGAUCAUCAUCUGCUGCAGCAUCCGUACGCGGUGGAGCAUCACCGACCGUCCGGCUUUGGUCCACAGCAGUGGAUACGCCGGCCCAGCCACGAAGAGUGUUCGGUAAAGUCGAGUGAAGGUUUCCGACUGCACAAGGGUGUGGUGAAGUACGCCCUCAACACACCGACCGUGAUCGAGUGCGAGCGGAUGUGCUACUCGGAGACGCGGUUCCGGUGUCACACGUUCAGCUACCGCUAUUCGGCAGUGUCGCGUGAAAACUGUCUGCUGUGUGAUCGGCCGUUCAAUUUGCUUGACUUUUACGCCGACCUGGAACCGGACCGGGACUAUGACAUCUACUCGAUGAGCGAUGAUGCGAAGACUUGCCAUCCCGAGCUGAACCAUCCCAGGCGGGACUAUAAUGCCCAGUGCUUUAUAAGGGUGAUAGAUUCGGCGCGAUUCUUCAAAUCGAUCGUGCGCGACUCGCUCACCGUUCGCUCGAUCGGUGAGUGUGAGCUGGAGUGCAUCAAGGCGGCCAAGUUUACGUGCCGUGCCUUUACGUACAGCUUCGGGCCGAACGCGGUCAAUGCGGUAAUUGACAAUUGUCAGCUUUCCGACUGGCCGGUGCGGGAUAUGGACAAGGACCGGCAUCUGGUGCCGGACGAAAGCUUCGACGUGUUCGAGCGGGCCAGCUAUGGGCAGGGUUGCGAGAUUCAGCCCAUCAUUGACGAUAAGCACAGCAAGAAGUUCUGCUACCUUGGGUAUGGAUCUCCGGCCAAGCUGCUUUCUUCCGCUAUUAAGAAGGUCACGUCGGUAAACACCGAGCUCGACUGCAAAAACGAGUGCGUCCGCUUGCGCGAGGCAACCCAUUUCAAGUGCCUCUCGUUCAGCUUUGGCGCCCAAGCGUCAACGUACAACUGCGAGAUGUCGGACCUGGACCAGAGCGAGCUGAAGCUGGGCGUGCACUAUGCGCACACGAACGAUCGGGACUUUUGGCUGUUCGCGUGGAACCCGUUCGACUACACGUGCCGGGACAAGAUAACGACGAUUAGCGGUGGCACUCGGGCGAAUCACGACCGCCGGAUAGACGUCCUGCGCGAACCGGGUGAUGGAAGUCGGCGCCAGUAUACCGUGUCGGGGAAACCCUGCCGCCUCGGUACCAAGUGCGAGCGAAACAAGAUCACAGGAUUUUACUCCUGCGAGAUCGAGGGUGGUGAGAUUGGUUCGUGGGAUUACUGCUGUAAGACCGAGCAUCCUUGCGGCUACUCGCAUGGGUUCGACUAUCCCUGGUGCUUCGUGGGUGAUGCCCCAGAUCAGUGGCGCAAGUGCAGCGAUAAGUACUUCCCCAAGAAACAGCACGAUACGCGUUAUCAAGACACGAAUAAAAAGGGUGAAAUCUAUCAGCCACCACCGAAGCCGGGAGGACUGAGACACCUGGACGGGGACGGGGUGACCGCACCGGCCGAACUGUGGCCCGUCACCUACCUGUACGAGAAGGGACCGCCGAACGCGACCGAGAUCAGCAACCACGUGAUCGACUGCAAGAAGGACAAGUGCUGAGAGUGCGCCCUGCAGGAAGACACACCCGCAAACAUACUCAUAACGAACGAACCUUCAACCCUGCCCCAUCCCCAUCCAUUCCCCUUUGGCCAAACCGUGUUCCAUGGGGCACCGCGAACGAGCGACUAAAGUGAAGUAGUACUUGGAAAGUAAUGGUAGCGUUAGGUUAUUAGGGUAAGAGCUGUCCAAAAGGGGGUCUGUCUGGUGAUGCUUGAAGGUAAGGCGACCCAUUUGCGACAGGCACAGGGAAGGACACAAAAACACACGGUACACGUUGCUGUACUGAGGAAGUUAGGAGUUAGAUCUUAGAAGCGUUAGCUAUUAAUCUUUUAGUGUACCGCCCGGUCAGACCCCGUUCGUCUAAAAGCUCUUUCUAUUUUGGAGCGAUACAAUCUUCGUCCAACAGCUAAUAUUCUUAUUGUGCUUCGAAUUGGAUUUUUUUUAAAGCAGCUUAUGUGAGGUACUAAAACGGAAACCGAAAAGAGCAGAUUCCAUUACAACCAGCUCCGUUGGGGCUGGGCUUGUGAUAGACGAACGGAGCGGACGCGGCAUUCGAUUGCAUUAAGCAUGCGUGGACAUUUUAACGUAUUUAUUGUAACGCGUAAAAGAAAAUGGUAGUUUUUAGUGGAUGAUCGUACAUUUCUUACAAUAAAUUUAGUCGACAGUUUCAAACAGCAAA
Messenger RNA from Anopheles merus, 6205 nucleotides. RefSeq lists its product as uncharacterized. NCBI's taxonomy places the organism in Eukaryota, Metazoa, Arthropoda, Insecta, Diptera, Culicidae. The record is from RefSeq and is a predicted model, not a curated record. The transcript is spliced from 12 exons. The coding region runs from base 1390 to 5526 and encodes 1378 amino acids.